AUGGGGACAGUGACUGAUCCCCCCCAGGACCCCGAUCCUGGGGGACACUACCAGUUCCGUGUCAUAGUGCUGGGGGACGCGGCCGUGGGGAAGUCAUCGCUGCUGCGCUGCUUCGCGGAGGGUCCGGGCAGGGGGAGCGUGGGGGUGACAUCCCCCUGCCCCACGGUUGGUGUGGAAUUCUACAGCCGCACGGUCCCGCUGCCCUGCGCCGGCAAAGCCAAGCUGCAGCUCUUCCCCACUGCACCCUGGGAGCGUGAACGGUCCAUCACCAGGUCCUUCUACCGGAGCGCGGCCGGCGUGUUGCUGGUGUUUGACCUGACCAACCGGGCGUCCUUCGAGCACGUCCCCGAGUGGUACCGCGAAGCUGCUGGGGACCGACCCCCGACCUUCGUCCUGGUGGGACACAAGAGUGACCUGGCAGCCGACAGAGCCGUGUCGGCAGAGGAGGCCGGGCAACUGGCAGCCACCCUGGGCAUGGCCUUCGUGGAGACCUCAGCCCACAGCAACCUCAACGUGGAGUUGGCCUUCCAGAUGCUGGCGGGGGGCAUCCAGCGGGCACUGGGGCAGGGGAAACUCGUCCCUCACCAGGGAUGUGACGGUGUCAGGCUCAUCCCCAGCCAGAGCCACCGCCAGCCCCCGGCACGGGGAGAGCCCCGGGAGCGGUGCCAGUGCUGA
This is a messenger RNA of Antrostomus carolinensis (chuck-will's-widow), 675 nucleotides long. Its product is annotated as ras-related protein Rab-42-like. Gene Ontology annotation, molecular function: GTP binding; GTPase activity. The record is from RefSeq and is a predicted model, not a curated record. NCBI's taxonomy places the organism in Eukaryota, Metazoa, Chordata, Aves, Caprimulgiformes, Caprimulgidae.